Messenger RNA from Protopolystoma xenopodis, 345 nucleotides. The record is from the annotation of a GenBank genome assembly. Lineage: Eukaryota; Metazoa; Platyhelminthes; Monogenea; Polystomatidea; Polystomatidae.
AUGGAAACUUUCUUCAUACACUGUCUUCACUGGCUUCGAACUCUCAUUGACCGAGUACCUUGCCUACGUCCUCUCUUCUGUCAAGCUCUGAUUGGCCUUUAUGCUGAUGAGUCGAUUUCUGAGGUCUCUUCGGACUCACUAAACUGGCCCCAUCAGCAUGGAGCAUUAACUUUAACAAACUCAUCACAAGCUUCAUCAUUAUUAAUCGCGAUUCGGGCUUGGCGCAGUAGUUCUGCUCAAGGCCAGCAUCUCUACCUCUGUCCACCCGGCAAGAUGGUACAACCGGAGUCGAUCAUACAUCCUCUCCUUCGCCGGCACUGCCGGAUUUGGCGAGGUAACUUUUAG